CUGGCGUAUAUAAGCGGACACGGCUUAGCGUUCAUUGGCUCUCCCAACACAGUUCUCUUGUGGAAGAUAGAGUGGACUUAUGAUGUCAAAUGUUCAUAAUCAAAAUGGUCAAGGUCUAGAGCAGCAGUUUGCUGGUAUAGACUUAGGGUCUGGUGGAAGACCUUACAGUGGAAAAGAUGGACGAAAUUAUCGACCAAACAACGCAAACCCCCGGUUUCAGGAACAAAUGUUCUACAUGCCAGGUCAAGGUAACCAAGGUCAGCAGCGCUAUGUGCCGCCUCACAUGAGAAGCUCACCGGGGGCAACUGCUCCUCCCCCCAUGGGCAUAGUGCCAAAUUUCCCCCCACCCCCGCUGCCCGACAACAGAGGAGGCCGAGAUGGAGGUUUCAGUCGUGGAGGAUAUAAUCAAGGAAGGGGUGGAUAUAUGAACGGGGGGCCUCCCCAAAGCUUCAGUCAGCCCAACUUGGGUGACAGAGGCAGUUACAAUAAUUAUAACCGAGGUGGUUACAAUCAAGGUGGUGGAAACCGUGGUAGUUACAACAACUACCAGAACCGCCGUGGUGGUGGUGGUGGUGGUGGCUACCAAAAUACUGCACCUGGAAGAUAUGGAGGAGGUGGGGACCGAUUCAACAACUAUGGAGGAGAUGGGGACCGCUUCCAGAGACAGAGCAGUGCUCCGCCCAAUGCAGGGGGACGCUGGGAUAACCUGGAUGAUGACCGCAACUUCAACCGGGGGAGAAAUCAAAAUGAUGGGGACUUUGGGACAAACAACAGAUGGGACAAUCGCACUGAUUACAACUCUGGGGGCAAGUACCCCCAAGAGACCACCAAGGAAAACUGGACAGUUCCACUGCCUGCAAACCCACGUCUUGAAGAAGAGCUCUUUGGAACAGGAAACACGGGCAUCAACUUUGAUAAAUAUGAAGAUAUACCAGUGGAAGCCACUGGAGAAAACGCCCCCAAAAACAUUGAGUCUUUUGAGGAUUGUAGCUUGGGAGAGAUUAUCAGAAACAACAUUGUACUGAGUCGUUACUCUAAGCCUACCCCAGUACAGAAGCACGCCAUUCCUAUUGUGCUGAAUAAGCGGGAUCUUAUGGCCUGUGCCCAGACAGGCUCUGGAAAGACUGCUGCUUUCCUGGUUCCAGUGUUGAAUCGAGUUUAUGAGAAUGGACCUGAAGAAUCGUCGAAUGUGGCAUCUUCCAGACAGUAUGGAAGGAGAAAACAGUACCCGUUAGCGCUCAUCUUGGCGCCUACUCGUGAACUUGCUUACCAGAUCUUUGACGAAGCAAGGAAGUUUGCCUACCGAUCUCGUGUGAGACCCUGCGUGGUGUAUGGAGGGGCAGAUAUCGGAGCUCAGAUGAGGGACCUUGACAGGGGAUGUCAUUUGUUGGUGGCCACCCCUGGACGAUUGGUGGACAUGCUGGAGAGGGGAAAGAUUGGUCUGGAACACUGCAAGUUCUUGGUUCUUGAUGAGGCAGACAGAAUGUUGGACAUGGGAUUUGAACCUCAGAUCCGCCGCAUCGUAGAGAAAGACAACAUGCCGCCAUGUGGUAUAAGACAGACUCUCAUGUUCAGCGCCACAUUUCCCAAGGAAAUUCAGAUGCUUGCUCGAGAUUUUCUGGACAACUACAUUUUCUUGGCUGUGGGAAGAGUGGGUAGCACCAGUGAAAACAUCACCCAGAAAGUGGUGUGGGUGGAGGAGAUGGAGAAACGCUCCUUCCUAUUAGAUCUCCUCAACGCAGCCGCUGGUCCCGACUCUCUGACUCUUGUCUUUGUGGAGACCAAGAAAGGUGCUGAUUCCCUGGAAGAUUUCCUGAUCAGGGAGGGGUAUCCUGCCACCAGCAUUCAUGGUGACCGCUCCCAGAAGGAAAGAGAGGAGGCUCUGAGAUUAUUUAGGAGUGGAGACAGGCCCAUCAUUGUUGCCACAGCAGUGGCUGCAAGAGGUUUGGAUAUCCAAAACGUCCGACAUGUUGUUAACUUUGACUUGCCGAGUGACAUUGAAGAAUAUGUACAUAGGAUUGGAAGAACAGGCAGAGUGGGUAACCUGGGUCUGGCGACAUCGUUUUUCAAUGAAAAGAACAAAAAUAUAGUGAGGGACUUGAUGGACCUGCUUGUGGAAGCUCAUCAGGAAGUACCCUCCUGGCUGGAAUCCAUGGCUUAUGAAGCCCGACCAGCAGGCGGAUCCAGAAGAGGUGGAGGAAGAAGAUUUGCCAACAAUGGAUUCGGAUCAAGAGACUACAGACAGCAGAAUAAACCUAAAUCCCAGCCCCAACAGCCCCAGGGUGGAGGAGGGGGUUAUAGCAACAAUUAUAACCCAAUGGCUAACCAGUAUAGCAGCUACGGAGGUUCCUAUGGUGGAGCCUAUUCUGCACCCAGCAACAAUGCUGCCCCAGACUGGUGGGGCAACUGAAGAGUUCAGCAACAACCACAUUUUGUUUAUUUUCACUGUUGUACAUUUUGCAGGGUGACAAUAUGGUAGAACCAGCCCUUUGUGAAUUCAAGAUUUUUAGCAGGCAGUCUGUUUGCCAUUUGAGAGGAAUUCAGAAAUUUGCAGUGAAACGAGAGCUUGGGUUGUAGUAGAGAAAGACAGAAGUUGUGGAAGAUUACUGUGUUAGGAGAGCCCUCGUUCAACUGUGUCAUAAUUAGUAUUUUAAUUAAUGUUUUAGCAAUGUCAGCAUUUGUUACCAAUAUCACAUAUCGUGAAUUGUUGUGUCCAUAUAACUCUUUUAUAAUGGCAAAAAAAAAAUGGAAUUGCCAUUGACUGACUGUUCACGAAUUAACCUUGUGAUUUUUACAUUCUGCAAGCAUUGGUCAGGCAAACUUUAGAGAUAACUUAUUUUUAACCCUUUACUGCAUUAUUUUUCUACUGUUGACCAAUGCAUUAAAGAUUAUGGGCAGAACUGUUUCAACAGGACAAUGAAUUCUUUAGAAGAAAAUGUAUCUUUUUUUUGGCAUUUAGAUAAUGUGCUGGUGCUGAUAUUCUGGUCAGGCACUUGGGGGUCACACUCAUGAAUGUAUUAUGAAUUUUUUAAAAGAGUAAUGACUAAGUUUUUGUGCUGACAUUGUGAUAGCUAAAUUCAUGAAAUUUACAGUGUACUCUAUUAAGUUGUACAUGUACUUAGCUAUAGAUAUAUAAAUAUCUAUAAAUGUACACAGAUUACUGUUUAACUUUUUUCCUUUUGGAAUAUGAAGUGAAAUAUUGAUCGUCUUUCUGUAUGGAAAAAUGAUGAAAUCUGUUUGCUGGUUCUAUUGUAUAUUACCAAGAAGCUAUUGUAAGAUUUUUUCUUAAUAUUGUAGUCAUGUAGUUUCAAUAUUUUUUGCAAUGAUGCCGUCCUGUUUCCAAAUGUAGAAUUUUUUAAAGAACAUUAUUUUUGGAAAUUGGAAUCAAUAGGAAGACCAGUUCACCGAUAUAUUGAAAGAGAAUGAGGUUAUUUGCACAGAUAUAUAGAUACUCUUUCCUUUGAACGAUAAACUUAUCAAUAACAUCUCUAAUUUCUUUUUAAAGAAGGGGUAUUCUGAUUCUCAAUCCUGGUUUGAAGAUCUGAUACUGAAAAGAACGAAGGUUCUGUACAUAUUUAAACACAUUUGUGAUGCUAGUCAAACACAUUAAGUGUCAGUUUCUUGCCCCAUUUCUUCACUCAUUGUGGAAGUGUAUCUCACAACACAUGGGGGUAACAAUUUUGAAAAUGAAGUACUUUUUUUUUUCAAUAACAAAAAAUACUUGACUGAUACUGUAUUAUAGAGUGCACAGAUUUACUUUUAUGGUUCUAUUUCAUGGUGUAAUUUGUGCAUGUAUUUCUUUCAGCAUGUGGAAUUGUUAAUUGAUAUUAAUUCGAUUAGUGGAUUCCCUGUUUUGAAGCCGAUAAUGGAUGGAUAUUGUACUUGGGAUGUGAUGUGUUUAACAGAUCACAGCUUGGGAACAGAUGGAGCGACAAUGAUGUAUGUGUUUGAAGUCUAGAAAUUAACUGGAGCUCAGCUUCCAAGGAAGGAGAGUGCUUUUUUUUAUGUCAUUGGUAGUUGGAAACGGAGAGAAUUUCUGUCCAAAUCAUGUAAAUAUUUAGCUAUGUAGUUUUAAAUGUCCUUAGUUCCAUGGUUUUAAGUAAUAGAGCUGAGUCCUGGAAUUGUCGUAUUGCCCAGAUUUGUAGAGCAGACAUUUGUAGUUUAGCCCUGCUUGUAUAUAUGGGGCAUGUAAUAUGACAAUCCUAUGUAAAAACUUGCCUGAAUAUGUAGUGGUAGUUCACUAAGGGCAUUUGAAACCUAGCAAACGUGCUUUAAUUCAGAAGACUAGUGUCACAAACUGUCGUUCUCAGUGUAUCCAUAUUUUUAUGAUUGAGCCACAAUGUCUUUCAAAAGGUCAUCUGACGGGGGAGGAGACAUGAUAUGUGCCAGUUUUUUGUUUCUUAAAUAUUUGUUGUGGAGGUAUUCUUGCAGAGUUUGUGUUUUAACUGCAUACUUUGACUGAGCAACCUUGAUAUCCAGACACCUGACCUUUUGUAGUGUAAAAUGACCUUGACCUAUUACUAUAAAUAGUCCCAGAACAAGUACGUCGGAGGAUAUUUUUUCAUCCUUUGUUGUGUUUUUAUUUUCCUAAAUGUUAGUUUUUGAUGAAAUGUUUGUUACUCGUACUGUGAGAUUUCACCCUCACUUAAACUUUGUUCAAAUGGAACAAAUUUUAUUUUAAAAAAUUGUUUGGAUGCUCUGGAUCCCUCAUUCCUGGAAAUUGUGUAUAAUUUUUCUUUUCAUUGAAUUUUUAUAGUUUAAGGCUGUUGCGGAAAUAAACACGGAGCAGCAUACUCUUCAGAUUUGCAUGUAAUUUUAACGAAUUUACACCCUUGAAAUAUGAUCAAAGGCUAGUGUGUAGAAUCUCCAUUUUCAAAAUUUUCUUCAUUAUUGAAGUCAUUUAAUUAAGUGCUACGAAGAUCUUCCUCUGUUUUACCAUGGGACUUUGGUAGUUCAAAGGAUUUUGAGAUUUCUUUAAAAUGCCAAAGAAGGAAAAAAUGUCUCUUGCAUGUAUAGUACAUGUAGUAAUAUACUUGAUUCUGUAGAAAAACUUGCAAUUUUUAUUUUCAUAUAGUUAGAAAACUAAACAAUAUAGGCAAAUCUGUUUUGGAAAUGAUUUAUGUUCUUGGUUUUUUUUCUAGUUAAUGCAUAUCCCACUAAAAUACUAAAAGCAACCAUGCAAAGUGGAAUUUUUUAAAUAUGUCUUCCCCAAUCGUGGACAAAACAAUUGAAACAAAGCAAACGUAGACAACAUACUAUAUGAAUGCAAAGGGUGUUGCUGCAUCUCUGUUGCGAUUUCUUGAACACCCUUAAAAUUCUAAAGGGAGAAAAUAACUACAUUGUAUUUAGGCUUCAUGAUCGAAACUUGCACAAUGGAUAGGUUGUGGAUUUUUUGGACUAUAUUUAAGAAAUGAACAGUAUAUGUACUUUUGAAUUGUUAUGCUUUUCAGUCAAAUUGAUUUUACCUCAGGUAAAGGAUAUAAAAACAUAUCAUUAUUGAUAAUUAUAAAAGCUUAUACUGACGGGGAAUAUACACUGACAGUAAUGGUGAAUCUCCGUGUCAAUUUCAACAGUAGUGCUCAUGUGUAUCUCAAGUGUGACAGAUGAAAUGUACAGGGUAUAUUUAGAUGCAUGUGCACAUAUUUUUAAAUGUGAAAGUACACAGUUUCAGUCAUUCUGUUGUAGGAGUAUGCCUGUCAUGUAUUUUUACAUGUCUAAUUGUGCCAAAAACUGUUUCCAGUGUGAAAUGUCAUUUUAUGAUGUAGGGAUCCAGAGAUAUAUAUGAUACAUUUACAGACAAAAAUUAUACUGUACAAAACAUUCCAAAAUGUGUUCAAGUUGCCGUUUGUGUAUGUAAUGGGUCUCAUUUUUUUUUCCAUUGGAUUAUCUUUACCAUUAUCUCUUCUUGAUAUACCAUGAUAAUAUUCUUGUGUCACAAGAUUUUUUUAAAAAAAUUAUGUGUUGCGUAUAUUUCCAUAUUUAGUAUUUCCAUAUGAUAUUCACGCAGUAUUGAUAAUGUUCAGCAGUAUUUGCGGGGCCUUUUUUUUUUUUUCUUAUACCAGGGCUUUCAUCCUCUGCCAUUAGUGUUUCCUCAUGAUCAUUUUUACCCGCAUCGAGACAAAAUAAAAUGUUACAAGUGAUAAAUAUUUAUUGUACCAUGUACAGUACAUGUCUUCUUACUAUUAGAAAAAUCGUUUAUUUUUUGGUGCUGCCUGCCUUGUUAUUGACUGACCUGGUGCUUCCACAGUCGUCAGAGGAGGUGCGAUGUGAUCAUGGUGCACGUGGCAUCGUCCUUGUUGCAAGCAAUGCCUGUUUAUCUGUGAUGAAAUCAUCUUGAAAAUAAUGUGCAAUUUCUUUUUGUAAUAUUGUAUCACAGAUGACGUUUUUACAUUCACAUCAAUGGCAAUUUUUUUUUAUAUAUGUAUAUAUAUACUGUAUACAAAUUAAUUUAUUCAGUAUUUUGUUCUUUUACUUUAGGAUGUGAUGUAUGAAUGACUUUUAAAAUGAGGAAAAUAAGGAUAACUGUGUAUUAUAUAGUAUAGUUGUUUUAUGAUGAGUGUGGGGGAAUUUUGGCAGAGGGUGAAUUUUACAGGGAUAUAACGGGGAGGGCCUUGUGAAUGGUUUGCUUGACGAUAAAGUGUUGUCGCUGUAGCUGUAAAGGGUUACAGGGUCCACACCAUUUAAUAUUGGAAGUGUCUAUGGUCCAACACCCAUGUUAAAAGUUUGAAAAACCAUUUUUAAUGGUCUAUUGGCUGUCUUCCGGUUGCCCCUGUCCUUGGUGUAAUUGUAAGCAGUUUUUUGGACUGUUUGACCAUAGAACUUCCCCCCAAUCUUGUUUAUUUCUACAGUAUGUUCUACUACAAAUCAUUCUCAUGCAGGGCGUACUUCUGAGGCAAAGUGAAUACUGGUCAAUUGUGUGGAGUGAUAAAACUUGAAAUUUUUUAUUGAAAUAUUCUAUUUUGAUUAUUGGUAGCGAAAUGCUAUGCCUAUGUCCAUUUCACAGCAAAUAAUCUCGUACAAUGAAUUGGCAUGUCAUGUAUGUUGAUGUAACAAACCCUAGAGUAUGUAUGAAAACAGAAACAUUAAGGAGAGGGUGUUUAAGAAUGGGACGGCAUAUUUUGUGUUAGUUACUUUUUCUUGUAAUUUUUUUUGUGCUGUGCUGUAUAUUUUGGGGGAAAAAUAACCUAUAAUCCUGCAGCUCAGACAAUUCAAAACAAAAGUUUUUGAAUGUGGUUGUUCAAAAAUAAAAUCUUUGAAUGUU
Molecule: messenger RNA, 7261 nt
Organism: Ostrea edulis (European flat oyster)
Lineage: Eukaryota; Metazoa; Mollusca; Bivalvia; Ostreida; Ostreidae
Product: ATP-dependent RNA helicase DDX3X-like
Exons: 17
Coding region: 80-2410 (776 amino acids)
Biological process (GO): gamete generation; cell differentiation
Cellular component (GO): P granule; nucleus
Molecular function (GO): ATP binding; RNA helicase activity; RNA binding
Source: RefSeq, a predicted model, not a curated record